Messenger RNA from Columba livia (rock pigeon), 1884 nucleotides. It is a transcript of the gene PNKD, whose product is annotated as PNKD metallo-beta-lactamase domain containing. Gene Ontology annotation, cellular component: mitochondrion. The transcript has 10 exons. The record is from RefSeq and is a predicted model, not a curated record. Bases 89 to 1270 code for a protein of 393 amino acids. NCBI's taxonomy places the organism in Eukaryota, Metazoa, Chordata, Aves, Columbiformes, Columbidae. Gene Ontology annotation, molecular function: hydroxyacylglutathione hydrolase activity.
GUGCUCCCUGGGAGCUGUAGUUUCGCGUAGGCUGCCAGGGCAGGGCGGCCGCCCGGCGGCCCCCGCGCGGCGGACUGCAGCUCCCGGCAUGCAGCGGGGCUGCCGCACACCCGCACGGCCCACCAUGGCGGCGGCGCUCGGCAGACUGCGUGGGCUGCUGGCAGCGGGCCCCACCAGGCCCUGGGGGCAGCCAGCCCCCCUGGGCACACGGCUCCUGGGGCGGAACUGCCACCAGCCAGCGGGGCCACGGGCCAGCCCGGAGCCCAGAAGUGGGGGGCUCCCCGAAGGGGUGGAGUACAUCCCCACGCGCAAAGCCAAGAACCCGAUGAAGCCGGUGGGGGUGGCCUGGUACAGUCUGUACUCCCGCACACGGCUCGGCUACUUCUUCUACCAGUGGCAGGUGAAGAAGGCCCGGGAGCGGUACCCACACGGUCACUCCGUACCCCAGCCCUGCCACUUCCCUGGGGUGAAAAUCCUGCCCAUUCCUGUGCUCUCCAACAACUACAGCUACCUGGUCAUCGACACUGGCUCCAGCCGAGCAGCUGUCGUCGACCCCUCUGACCCUCUGGCUGUGCAGGCUGCUAUUGAAGAAGAGGGUGUGAUGCUGGAGGCCAUAUUCUGCACCCACAAACACUGGGACCACAGCGGGGGGAACGCAUCACUCCGCCAGCGGCACGGCUCCUGCAAGGUGUACGGCAGCUCCCUCGAUGCCAUCCCGGAGCUCACCAACCCACUUGCAGACAGGGAGAAGGUGAGCGUGGGCCGCCUGACCUUCGAGGCGCUCACCACACCUGGCCACACUGUUGGCCACACGGCAUAUGUGCUGGAUGGGGGGCCCUUUGGUGGCCCCCCCUGCCUCUUCUCCGGGGACCUCCUCUUCCUUGCCGGCUGUGGCAGGCUGUUUGAGGGCUCCCCUGAGACCAUGCUCGCCUCCUUGGAUGUAGCCAUGGGCUUGGGUGAGGACACACUGCUAUGGCCAGGGCAUGAGUACGCACUGGAGUGCCUGACCUUCGCCAGCCUCCUAGAGCUUGACAACCCCGCGCUGGAGCAGAAGCUGCAGUGGGCGGCACAGCAGCGGCAGGAGAAGAGGAGCACGUGCCCCUCUACGCUGGGGGAGGAGCAGACCUACAACCCCUUCCUGCGGACCCACCGGCCCGAGCUGCAGGCAGCGCUGGGGCUGCAGCAGGGUGGCGGAGAACACCCUGAUGCCUUCCGCGCCCGUGUCCUCAAGGAGGUGCGGAGGCGCAAGGACCUCUACAAAGCCACCUAGACUCCUCUGCCUGGACACCCACUUUCCAUGGAGCCAGGUGCUGCUCGGGCACAGAGGGACCAGGGACUGUGGUUUGUUUUGCUGUGAAUCUCCCUCCUGGGGUGCAGGGCUGGAGGGUAGGAAGAGUGGACUCUCCUCCAUGUGGGCACCCUGUAAGUGAUCCCUGCCUUUGCUCCCCCAGACUUGGGGGUCACCAGCUGUCAUGUAGAAGCACCUCGAUCCCCUUUCUGGGGGUCCAUAACCCUCAACUCCACUGCCAAGGCUGUAAAGACAGCUCCAAGGGCUUUUCCUAUCACCCCCCUGUUUUUCUGGGAGCCCUCAAUUUCACCCUCAGCACUCAGGGAGUCCCCCCUUUCCCUGGCAGCCCCCAGUGCUGUGCAUUUCCUUUGGGGUGGGGCUGGGAUGGAGCCAGCAAGGGGUGGGAGCGCAGUGCUACCUCUAGGCAAGUGGUUCUUCUCCGGCACCCCAUGCUUGGUGCCAGACCCCCCUGCUCCCCAUACACACAUUGGGAUGGGGCCAUGAGAGCACACUGGUGGGGUGUGGGAGCAUGCUGCUGUACUGGGGACUGAAGUCCCCUCACCAACCCCCCAAAAUAAAAGACUGGGUCGGGUUUA